AUGUCGCCGACGACGGACACUUCUGUCGUCGUCGUCCACUGUAAAUUCGCCUCCGAGGACGAGUCGAAGACGAUUUCGAUAUCGUUACCUCCCUCUGUCCCCGCGACGGUUCGAAAAGUGUGCGAGCAAUUCUUAUCCGAGCGCGCGGACGUUCAACAGUUGAUACAAAAGAAAGGAGGCACGUUUGAGGGAUUUAACGUCUGCGCUUUACCGAGGAAAGAAGAAGCGACAUUAACGACGACGACAACAACAACAAUAAAAACAAAGAAGGAAGAAGACGAAGAGGAAAGAAAUCAGUCCACCAUCAACGGGUUAUCCGUCAGCGAAGCGUCGACUGUCUUAGACGAUGCGAAAGUGUUACAAAACAACGAUCGGGUCACCAUGGCGUUGACGAAAGAAUAUAACUUGAAGAGUUUGAAUCCGGUGAGGAAAUAUACGGUUGGUUCUUUCCACGGGACGAAUUUACCGAAAUUUAAAAGCGGGAAACAAGCUGCGGUAGAAUGGCAAAUGCGAAGGACGAUCGACGAGGCGAACCCGACGGUAGCCUCUGGAUUAUCUUUAGUUGGAGGAAAAAGACAAGCGUUUGUCGGCGCGAAAGAGAAAGGACAAAGCGCAAAGUUUUACAUUUUGAAAGCGCAAAACACGAACGAUUUCUGCGCGUUGCCGAUGGAGACUUGGUAUAAUUUCAGACAGUUGAUGUCGAGAAAAGUGCUAAAUUUAGAAGAAGCGGAAGAAUUGAUGAAGAAUAAGCAAGAUAGGUUGUACGAGACGUCGGCGAAGUUUGUCGGAAGCGGGGCGAACAACGCCGAUUUAGACCGGUUUUCGGAUUCGGAUUCAGAGGACGAUAUCGUCAAUCCAAAGUCCAGACGAAACAAAAAAAGGGGAGACGACACGGACGACGAAGACGAAGAGAACGGUGGGAAGAAGAGAGGAAGAAAGCGAGGCGGCGGCGGCGGGAAGAAGAAAGGCGAUGACGAGGACGAAACGAAAGAGAAGAACGAAGACGGCAUCGGCGAAGGAUGGGAACACGAUCAAACGUAUUCCGACGACGAAGGCGGAGAAGUCAUGGCAACUGCGGACCCGGAACAACAAGAAAUAGAUAAGCAAAACGCACCAAAACCUCCGACGGCGGAUUCCGACGAUGAGCUCGAUGAAAACGCGCAGAAAAUCAAAACGUUGUUAACGAGGCAAAACGCGAUUGAAAAUAACAUCACGGCGGCGGCGAUAUUCUCGGACGACGACGACGAUGAUGACGACGACGAUAUUCCGGAAGAUUUCGAUCCCGAUAAGGAAGAAGUGAACAUCGGGAAAACGCGAUCCCUGAUCGAUAAAGUGAAGCAAAAAGAAGUUAGAGAUAAACAAGCGGCUAAGGAAGCGGCGGCGGCGGCUAAGGAAGCGACUGCCGAGCAACAGCGAAGAGCGUUAGCGCAGCAACAACAAUUGCAGCAAGAACAGUUACAGCAACAAGCCACCGCAGCUUCCCAAGGUGUGAAAAGAACGGCAUCGCAGGCUGGCAUGACGAGUCAAGAAAACUCUGCUCGGAAAUCAGCGCAGCGUCCGUUGUCUCGAGGAGCGAGCGCUCUGGGGGUUGGCGGAGACAAAAUCAAAGACGAAUCGGCCACAAAUCCAGUCGAGAAGAUUAUUCGCGAACUGUUAAAGAAAAAUCCCGGUCGCACGACGAUGAAAGACAUCACCAAAGCGUGCAGAAAGGCUGGAUUGGUAAGUUCAGAUGCGGGUAAAGCGCAACUGAAGCAAACGAUCGAGCGCAUAUUGAGAUUUAGCCAAACAAGCGACGGCGUAAUGGUCGUAGCUUUGAAAUGA
Bathycoccus prasinos is the source of this 1821-nucleotide messenger RNA. RefSeq lists its product with no specific name. Gene Ontology annotation, cellular component: nucleus; transcription factor TFIIF complex. The transcript has a single exon. Gene Ontology annotation, molecular function: TFIIF-class transcription factor complex binding; RNA polymerase II general transcription initiation factor activity; DNA binding. The coding region runs from base 1 to 1821 and encodes 606 amino acids. NCBI's taxonomy places the organism in Eukaryota, Viridiplantae, Chlorophyta, Mamiellophyceae, Mamiellales, Bathycoccaceae. The record is from RefSeq and is a predicted model, not a curated record. Gene Ontology annotation, biological process: positive regulation of transcription elongation by RNA polymerase II; transcription initiation at RNA polymerase II promoter.